This is a messenger RNA of Chelmon rostratus (copperband butterflyfish), 676 nucleotides long. It is a transcript of the gene lyrm9, whose product is annotated as LYR motif containing 9. Lineage: Eukaryota; Metazoa; Chordata; Actinopteri; Chaetodontiformes; Chaetodontidae. The transcript has 4 exons. The record is from RefSeq and is a predicted model, not a curated record. The coding region runs from base 135 to 371 and encodes 78 amino acids.
AGAAGACUGCAGUCAUGAACACAUCCGUGAACAGUGGACCAGUUUCAUAAUGUGACUGAGGUUGUAAAGAUGCUAACCACCUGCUGACAGGCUCCACUGCAGUUCACAGCUACAUUAAACCGAAGGAGGAAGGAAUGGCGCCCUUAGUUGGCGUUGAGUUGAUCCAGACACCUGUGCAGCUUUAUCGAUAUCUCCUCAGAUGCUGCAGGCAGUUACCAACCGCAGCAAUGCAGCAGCAUUAUCGACAUGCCAUAAGACAGAGUUACAACAGUCACUCAGACGAAGACAACCCAGAGAGGGUACAAAUGAUGAUCCAAAGAGCUAUUGCAGAUGCAGACUGGAUUCUAAAUAAAUAUGCCAAGAAGAAGUGAGGUUCAUGAAGAGUGAAUAUGUCUUGAGGGCCGUGUUGUGCAGUGCUGCACCUGGCAUGACUCUUAGAGGUAGACAUACUGUUUCUGUGUUAUUUGUUGUCUUUGUUGCUGGGAUGUGAAUCCUGUGGGUGAACAGCCAUGAUGAAACAACAUCUGAUGAAAGACGAUCUGGAGGAAUAUGGUCUGUAGGACUAUACUGUAUGAAAAUGACUACUCAAUUCACUGCACUGUUAAAAUGUGUAAAUACUGUUUGAACUGAAAUUAGCUGACGUGUAUUUUUCUUUUUCAAUAAAUGAAUAAUAAAU